AUGGCUCUCGCAGACGACAUCCCCACUCUCAACCGCAGAUCCCAUGCGCAGGAAGGGGAUUCUUUCGAUGAGAAGAAAUCGUCUCAAGCCUCGGUCGUGAAGGACGUGAAGGACGCGUACAGCGACCUCGAGAAGACGGAGGUACUAGAAAUACCGCCGGAGGAGACGGAGGCUGUCGUCCAUGACGCCGCCGACAUCGCUACUCAAAUCCUGCAUACGGAUGAUGAUCCUACGCUCCCCGCCAUGACCUUCAGGUUCUGGUUUUUGGGUUUGGGUCUCGCAACAUUCGGCUCUGUCUUGUCCGAGAUCUACUGGUGGAAGCCUCAGAACGCAACUGUAUCUGCACUCUUCCAGCUGAUCAUCUCGUAUGUCCUGGGACGCGCCAUGGCUCAAUUUAUACCGACCAAGGGCUGGUUCCGUUACCUGAACCCAGGCCCAUUCAACAUCAAGGAGCAUGCUUGCAUCGUCAUCUUCUCCUCCACAGCAUCGACUACGGCGGACGCCAUCAGCAUCAUCUCCACGCUAGACCUCUUCUACGGCGUAAAGCUUCACCCUGCUGUGGCCAUCUUCCAGACAUUGUCCAGUCAACUGCUGGGUUAUGGUUUCGCGGGGAUCUUGCGAGUGCUGCUAGUCUUCCCCACGUACGCGCUGUACCCUGCCACGGUGCCCCAGGUCAAUCUGUUGCAAAGUAUGCACACUGGUAACUAUCUCAGCAAGAAGAAGAUGCGUUUCUUCUGGAUCGUAUUCACCGCCAUCUUCUGCUGGGAGAUCAUACCCACCUGGAUGUUCCCUCUACUGACGGCAUUCAGCAUCGUGUGCCUCGCGGAUCAUGGGAAGCAUGACUUCGUCAGAAACUUUUUCGGUGGCGGCUCCUCCAACGAGGGGAUCGGGUUCUUCUCUUUCGGAUUUGACUGGACGCUCAUCAGCCAAGGAAAUCCGCUCUAUUGGCCGCUCCAAACACAGAUAUCUGCCUAUCUUGGCAUGUUUGGAGGUUACAUUCUUCUGACUAGUGCAUACUACUCCGACCUUUGGAGCGGCAAGUCCCUUGGACUCCCCUGGAUGUCACAGUCGCUCUUCUACGCCAACGGCACGACUUACGACCAAACGACGAUUCUUAAUGACAAGCAAGAGUUCGACCCGGAGAAGUAUGCUCAGGUUGGCCAGCCAUGGCUAACUACGACAUAUGGUCUCUCGCUGCUGUGCUACAACUUGGCGGUCGGAGCAAGCUUCUCUCACGUGCUGGUUUGGCAUUGGAAGGAACUCAAGGCAGCGUUCUCUGGUUUCAAGUUCCUCAGGAAUGUCAGGGAUGUUGAUGAUCCUCAUUUUGCGAAGAUGAAGGUUUAUCCGGAAGUACCGCAAUUGUGGUAUAUCUCGAUCCUGCUUGGCUCAUUCGCAGUCGGGUGUGGUACUUUGUAUACUCACACCAACUACCUGCCCGGGUGGUCCAUGCUCGUCUUCGUGAUUAUCUCUUUCGUCAUCACGACGUUCUUGGGCUUUGUCACUGCUGUGACGGGCUUCUCGCAACCGACGCAAGGUUUGGUCCAAUUGAUCGCUGCCUACGUGCAUCCAGGCAAACCUGUCGCAAACAUGUACGCCAAGCUGUAUGGGUAUAGCACAGGGUACCAAGCACUUUACCUCUUGCAAGAUCUUAAGCUCGGCCAGUAUUGUAAAAUCCCUCCUCGGGCUACUUUCACGGCCCAAAUUGCUGGCACUGUCGUUGGCUCCAUAAUGAACUACGUCCUCAUGAAGAGCAUCAUCAGUGCGCAUAGAGCGGAAUUAGUGGAUCCCAUAGGCACACGUCUCUGGUCGGGGUGGCAUGCCCAGUCUUUCAACACCCAGGCGAUCACCUGGGGGGCUCUGGCGAAGCAGAUGUAUUCCCCUCACUCGACGUACUUCUGGAUCCCGAUGGCCAUCUUGAUUGGCUUCCUUACUCCCUUCGUCUUCUUUGGCCUCCAUAAAGUCUUUGGCAAGAAGACGGGCUUCUUUAAGUACAUUAUCAUUCCCGUUGUGGCGAACUACCUGGGUUAUCUUCCCUAUUCCGUGAACGGCCAAUGGUGGACGUGCUAUGUCAUUGGCAUCGCCUCGCAGUGGUGGGCACGUACGCGGAGACCUCGUUGGUUCAAGAAAUAUAACUACCUCAUGAGCGCUGCUCUGGACGGAGGUAGCCAGAUUAUUUUCUUCAUCUUGAACUUUGCAGUGUUCGGCGCUAGCGGGAGCGGGGUGGAUUUUCCCAGCUGGUGGGGUAACCCGUCCGCCUCUAGUGGAUUGUCCGUUGAUAGAUGCAAGGCGACGGUCGGAUGA
Messenger RNA from Gloeophyllum trabeum ATCC 11539, 2301 nucleotides. Its product is annotated as OPT oligopeptide transporter. The record is from RefSeq and is a predicted model, not a curated record. NCBI's taxonomy places the organism in Eukaryota, Fungi, Basidiomycota, Agaricomycetes, Gloeophyllales, Gloeophyllaceae. Gene Ontology annotation, biological process: transmembrane transport. Gene Ontology annotation, molecular function: oligopeptide transmembrane transporter activity. The transcript is spliced from 32 exons. The coding region runs from base 1 to 2301 and encodes 766 amino acids.